Aspergillus pseudonomiae is the source of this 1248-nucleotide messenger RNA. RefSeq names its product putative C2H2 finger domain protein. The transcript is spliced from 3 exons. Lineage: Eukaryota; Fungi; Ascomycota; Eurotiomycetes; Eurotiales; Aspergillaceae. Gene Ontology annotation, biological process: regulation of transcription by RNA polymerase II. Gene Ontology annotation, cellular component: nucleus. The record is from RefSeq and is a predicted model, not a curated record. Bases 1 to 1248 code for a protein of 415 amino acids.
AUGGCUGAGAAAGCAGCUACCAACAAGGUGCACUGCACCUACCCUCUCUGCAAGUUGGUUUUCAAAUCGGAAGGAGAAAUGAAGCAGCACAAGACCUUUGACAAUGAGCACGAAUAUUGCGCCCAGUGCGAUGAAGACUUCGAAGACGAGGAGCGCCUUCUGAUCCACAAGAUCAAAAGUGUAAAGCAUAUCGUCUGUCCUGUUUGCGGUAUCGAGUUUCGCAGCGAUGGUGGCCGCAACGCCCACAUUCGUCAGAACCACCAAUCCCAGCAGAUUAUCCCUUGCCACGGUUGCAAGGCUACGUUCAAAUCUGCCAGCGGUCUGAUGGCUCAUAUCGAGAAGGAUGAAUGUUCCACCAUCCGUCACGUCCAUCUCCUCCAGGAGCAGUCUAAGAAGAUGAUGAUCAGGGAGGCCUUGGAUGCCGGUGAAGGAAUGUCAUUGCCAAUUAUCCCUCCUCAGGGUACCCUAGAGGAUGCCGACUACGAUGAUACUGAUGGUGGAGUCAUGCUUAAAACCGGUCAGGCGGCAAGUCGUGCAAUGUCGAACAGAGAAGCUCUCAGCAACCAGCCGAAGCCUGGCCAGGACGAUCCCACUGCUAGUGUUUCGGCGAUGCUUGCUCUGAAGCACUGGCCGGCUUUGGGUGCAAAUGCUACCAAGGGAACCAGUGUUGCGCCUAGUGAUCUGUUGGCUUUCUCCGAGCUGAGCAUCUCCACCGCCACAGGCAAAGACAACAAGUCGUGGAAGGGAAAGGAGCCUGUCAGAUCGACAACCAAUGCCGUGUCGUCGCAACGUCCAUUCGGCAUUGGAACACUUCCCCCCGGAGACACACUUCGCAUGCUUGACCGCGCAUGGGACGCGACAAAGUUCUUUGAUUCAUUCACCGGCCAAUACAUUUGUCCCUGUAAGAGGAGCUUUGCCACCAUGGCCGAAUUUGAGAACCAUGUGCUCAGGAAGAGUCGCAUGAUGGAAGACAGACAGUGUCCCGGAUGCCUCCGCUUCUUCAAAACUACCGCUGCUUUAGUCGCGCACCUCGAAUCGCCAAGCACUCGUUGCAACCUCAGCGACGGUGAGAGAUACGGUCAGAUAUUCGAGGAGAUCACUGGCGGACUUAUCCAGACGGCGGGAUAUGCUGAAGAUGGCACGGUCAAGUAUGAGGCUGGGAAGCUGGAAAUAGCGGAUGGGUCUGAGCCUGGUACCACCACCAUUGGUACGGACCUGCGUCUCCGUCCUCAGCGCCGGGAGUUUUAG